This is a messenger RNA of Nasonia vitripennis (jewel wasp), 4520 nucleotides long. It is a transcript of the gene Vps26, whose product is annotated as vacuolar protein sorting-associated protein 26B-like. Gene Ontology annotation, cellular component: retromer complex; endosome. Bases 829 to 2004 code for a protein of 391 amino acids. The transcript has 6 exons. Lineage: Eukaryota; Metazoa; Arthropoda; Insecta; Hymenoptera; Pteromalidae. Gene Ontology annotation, biological process: intracellular protein transport; retrograde transport, endosome to Golgi. The record is from RefSeq and is a predicted model, not a curated record.
UAGAAUAGGCGGUGCUCGCGCUUGCAAAACUCUCCAGCGGCCUGAAUCUAUUCGCGAAUGCCGACUGGCGUAAGUCGCCUCUGUAACCUUCUCUCUCUCUCUCUCUCUCUCGCUCCCGAAAUAAGAGAUCAGUCGCCCUCGGUUGAUCGAGUGAAAUGCACUCGUGGAUCCCGGAACUUGACGAUCGUCCAGGAACCUAACCUCUAAUCGAGCGCAGCAUUAUAAUCCUCGUCGAGGCAGGACCGAUUGAAAUAGUGCGACCCAACGAUAAGAUUUGAUAUAAUCCGACCACGAGAAGGAGCGAGAGAGAAGAGAGGGUAAAGCAGAAAGGAUAGACGACACGGAUAGAUCAUCAUCGCCGCCCCCCGCUGGCGCACACAGCACACACUCGGCGCCCGCAUACAGGUACACUUGGCACACAGAGGGACUGAGGGAGAGAGAGAGAUAGAGAGAGAGCGAGAGAAAGAGACAGUGAUAGCCUGCAGCCACAUAUACACACGCCCACCGACGCAUCGAGGCCAGGGACUUUUGACAAGAUAGAGCCGCUCCGCUGCCGAUGGCAGAGGUGCCAUCAGUGCCGUGCGGCCAUAUUGGCAACUUGUGACUUCUCGUCCUCCGCAGCCGUCGUCUAGGUGCACCAAAGUCUGACCGUCCCUCCGCGCCGACAGAUCGACGUAUGCAUACCAAGUGAGAGGCGGUUCUUCUCAGCAAUUAUCGCGCCAAUUAUGUCGUGGACGCUCGGCGUGAGGACCUAACGCGCAGUCCCUAGCUCGUGCAGACUUUGGACGGUAUAAGAGUCGUCGGCUUUCUACUCAGCGCUUUACAACAAUGAGCUUCUUCGGCUUUGGACAAUCUGCGGAUAUUGAGAUCACACUCGAUGGAGCAGAGACCAGGAAGACAGCAGACAUCAAGUCUGAGGAUGGCAAGAAGGAGAGACACUUGUUGUAUCUGGAUGGAGAGACUGUCUCCGGCAAGAUAAACAUCAGCCUAAGAAAGGCUGGAAAAUUGGAGCAUCAAGGUGUCAAAGUAGAGUUCAUAGGACAAAUAGAGCUCUACUAUGACAGGGGCAACCACCAUGAGUUCACAAGUCUGGUCAAAGAACUUGCAAGGCCAGGCGAGCUCACGCACAACACAACAUAUGAGUUUGAGUUUGCCAAUGUAGAGAAGCCCUUUGAGAGUUACACAGGCUCCAAUGUGCGACUGCGAUACUUCCUUAGAGUGACAAUCGUUAGAAGACUAAGCGAUAUUGUUAAAGAGCUAGAGCUUGUUGUACAUACCCUUAGUUCCUACCCAGACAUGAACAAUCCCAUCAAGAUGGAAGUCGGCAUUGAAGACUGCCUACAUAUCGAAUUCGAGUAUAACAAAAGCAAAUACCACUUAAAGGACGUGAUUGUCGGUAAAAUUUACUUCCUGCUGGUUAGAAUCAAGAUCAAACACAUGGAAAUCGCAAUUAUCAAACGAGAAACAACCGGCUCUGGACCCCACACGUUCACGGAAAACGAGACAAUAGCCAAGUACGAGAUAAUGGACGGGGCGCCAGUUAAGGGGGAAUCCAUUCCAAUCAGAGUGUUUUUAGCUGGCUACGAUCUCGCGCCGACUAUGCGCGACAUCAACAAGAAAUUCAGCGUGAGGUAUUACCUCAAUCUCGUUCUUAUGGACGAAGAGGACCGACGAUACUUCAAACAACAGGAGAUAACGCUCUGGCGGAAGGGCGAAAAGAGCCGGAAGUCUCAGUCAGCUUCUCCGCACCUGCCAUCGCACCUUGUCUCCGCGGAGACGGGCUUCCCCCAGGGUGCAGCCCACAAUGGGCCCUCUUCGGUCCGCGACAAUCCGCGGCCUCAGCAGCAGCCGGACGACGAAGAGGAAGCCGGUAGCCCGUCGGGCGAUGCGUCCGAGGAGCCCCAGCAGCAACAGUCACAGCAGCCGAGUGGUCCCAUCGAAGGGAUGACUCGCGAGGAAGGAGACGGAGAGGGCGAUAAGGAUCUCAGCCCAGAGAGUCAGUGAUCGGUCAGCAGCGAGGAGGAGGACAGCGAGGAGCCCAGCAGCGACAGCAGCGAGCAGCUUCGAGACUUCGAAAUGCAGGCCUGUCGACCUGCUGCGUCCUCGACUUCAUACGUAAACCAAGUGUGAAUUAUACUGUGUAUAAGCGCGUAGACCCAGGCUAAGAAUGGAAAUUUUGAGGUUAAGGGGCUGCAAGGGUGGAUCUAUUUUGUUUUUCCUUUUCUUUUUUUGUUGCAGUUUGACGAUAUUCUGUUAUGUUUUUGUUAGCGUGUGCGAUUGGAAGUAUCAAAGCGAGCGGGAGAGAUCAUGAAAUCAACGAACGGUUAUAAAUUUUUUUUGUAGGAUUUUUCGAGACGAUAUUUGUAAUGUAUGUGAUUAGGCGAGCUGUUGUAACGCAGCCAGUGCAAUUCAAAUGAAUCAUGCGUGACUCAAAGUUUCUAUCAGUAGCAUAUGCGAGUCUGCUUAUGGCUGAUGAUAUGUGGUUUAUUGCGAUUACAUGCACACAAAAAUUUAGUUUCGGGGAUUCGUUAGGUGGAAUGUCACGGACAGUUUAUGUAUGUACUACCGAUUUUUAGUCAUUUUUAUACGAUUUUUUCAAUGUUACAUCCAAAAAUUACACCGAUCCCAAUGCGAUAUUUUUGUGUGCGCUUAAACCAUAUUACAUAUUACUAUAUAUGUAUAAUUCAUAUGAAAUUUAUGUAUAUGAUCAUUUCUGAUAUCAUAUUAGAGAACACGAUCUUUGACAUCGUGUAGUAAAUAGUGGGAGCUUCUUUUAUAAAAAGAAACAAUAUGGAGUUAUAAGCAUGGAUAAGAGUUGUAAAUAUUUCGAUCGCGCAUACGAAAAAUUGAAGAGCUUGAACUCGAUGGCUCUUCAGUUGUUGUAUCUUUCCAUCGUCAACUUGAUCAAUCUUGAUGAUGUAGAGUUAACAAUGAAGAAAUCCGAAAAUCAUUACUGGGCACUUGGCUUUUUUGAACCAGACGAAAUGACUGUCCUUAGAACAAAUUAUUGCGGACAUACAGAGAAGCGUCAGUACCUCAUAGUGAUUCUGAAAUGUCAAAUGUGAGCGAGUGAAGUUACGAAAUACGUCCGCUGGAAUAACGAAACUCGAUAAAUCCGAUUUUUCCAUGACGUUUUUUUUAAGAGAACAGAGAAACUCUUCCCACUAAUGGAUAGCUUUUUCCAUUUCUUAAGUUUAUAUAAUUGUAAAAAUAAUAUGAUGCUCUUAAACGCAUUGAGAGUCAUGGCGUGUUUCAUCAAUACCCACCAGGAAAAAAGAUUUUGCAAUUUUCCAGAUUUAUAACUGGUACUUUUUUUAAUCAAAUUCAAUGUGUAUAUAAUCAAAUAUGCAGAUUUUUAGGACAGUACUUUUCUAAUAAUCGAUGUCGUUUCUCAUCAAAGUUUCUUUCUCAUUGAUGAGAUAUCCCAUGUAUCUCAAAGUUUAUAGUCAUUUAUACAUAUAUUUUAUUUGUAUGCAUGUGUAAAUAACACAAAUGGAAAACUGUCAGUUAUACUUAUACAAAACCAAAAUUAUUGUUAUGCCUGAAGAUUUUAUUAUUCGUCGGUCCAGUGCAAGAAGAGGCAAAGGUGAUUAUGUUUACUGGUGAUUCUAUUUCCUAUCAUGCAAAUUUUUUUAAGCUUCGAAUAAAUACUCACAAGUAAAAGGCCAUAUAUUUCACAGCAGAAAAGUAGUCAGUUUUAUCAAAUACCUUAAGAAUGCAACUUCAGCCUUUUGUUUCGUGCCUGACAGUAUAAAUAUAAUAAUUGUAAUUAACAUACAAAAAAAAGCACUAAAAAAAGCAAAUAAGGAAUACAACAACCCUAAUCGAGUCAACAAAACGAAUUGUUUAUAUAUAAAGUCUAUUAUGUAUAUUUAUGCAGGCCAAGGCAGGCCAUCUAUUCAAUUUUUAAGACUUUGCAGUAAUGACGAAUAAUUUUUCAUGCUGCUACAUUCUUUGUAUAAAGUGUCUCGAAGAUGCAGCUUAAUUUUGAAGCAUGAGUAAAGGAAUUUAGAUAAUUUAGAAUCAAGAGUAUACAUUAUUGAUUAAAACAUCUUCAGACAUCUGUUCACAUUGAUCCAUAGCUGAAGUACAUAACAAAAUAUGUAACAAAUUUCAAAAGUACCAAAUGCAUAUCUCACAAUUUUCCAUUAUUGGCAUCUUAGAUAAGUCUGGCAGUUUUUAAUCAAUACUGUAUAUUUUUGAGAGUUUAGACAAGGAUUGCAAAGACACAUAAUAUAAUUUUGCAGUGUGCAAAAGCUAAACAUACAUACAUAUGCAUUACCCAGACAUUUUCUAGAUUUUUUUUGAAAGAACGAGAGAGAAUGUGAGAUUGAUAUGAUAAAAGAAAAAAGAAUUGAUCAUCUUCUAUAUACUUUGUUAUUUGUUGACCAAAAAGAAUUCAGAGAAUUAUGUGAAAUGAGAGAGUUGCGUGCGAUAAGAAUGAAUCGUAGAUUAUUUUACAUGUGAAAUAAUGUAUAUAUAUACAUAUAUACAUAUAAAUAUAUUAUUAUCAUACAAGA